AUGCCGUCGCUCUUUCGUUCGCUGUCACAGCGAUUUCGCCGUUCGCCGCCUAAUCAGUGCGAGAUAAAACGUCAGGACAGCACACCGAAAAUUGACAACCGACGACAGUCCAGCUGUAAGGUGCUACUUCUUGAUGGCACCGAUCUCAACGUUGUCGUACCGAAAAACGCCUUGGCAUCGGAAGUUUACGAUCAGGUGUUCUACUCCCUUGAUCUUGAAGAGAGGGAUUACUUUGGCUUGCAGUUCACCGAUCACUACCAUGUACAUCACUGGCUCGAUCCUAUGAAGAAAAUCGUUAAACAAGUCCCUAUAGGACCACCUUACACUUUUCGUUUCCGGGUGAAGUUCUACACAAACGAGCCAACAGAACUGGGUGAUUAUAAUCCAAAUGAACACAACGCUUUAUUUAUCUCACAAUUCCGUUUCCACCCUGAGCAGGAUGCCCAAAUGGAGCUAGACAUCUUAGAACGAUACAAACUGUGCAGAGGUCAAACCCCAUCACAGUCUGAGGCAAACUAUCUAAGCCGUGCCAAAUGGAUUGAGAGGUAUGGAGUGGAUAUGCACACUGUAGAAGGAAAGGAUGGGAAUCAGUACACCCUGGGUUUGACACCGUCAGGAAUGCUGGUUUAUGAUGGCAACGAAAAAAUUGGCCUAUUCUUCUGGGAGAAAAUUCAAAAACUGGACUUCAAAAAUCGCAAAAUAACGCUGGUUGUUGAAGAAGAUGCAGAUCAGUCUGCAACCGGACAGGUCCAGCUGCACACGUUUGUCUUCAAUUUGGCCUCUCAUAAAGCGUGCAAACACCUGUGGAAAUGUGCCAUCGAACAUCACACUUUCUUCCGGUUGAAGACUCGUUCCUGUGUAAAGCACUCACGUUCGCAGUUAUUCCGCCUUGGAAGCACUUUCAAGUACAGAGGUCGGACCGAAUAUGAGGCUGUUCACAAAGAUGGCGCUCGUCUAUCACGCAGAACAACAGCAACGUUCGAGAGGAGACCAAGUCAGCGAUAUGGACCCCGACAGAGUCACGCUUUCAAUAAAGCGCCGAUUAAACCAGAAGCCACGAACCCAACGACGACCGGUGUACCAGUAUCUUCUGUACCAACCGAACAGCUGAUUAGCACUCUUUCUAUAGGAGAGACAAUCGAAAAACCGCCUGUCCCCUCAAUACCACCACUUACAAACGCUGUCACUACUAUUCCUGUUACCACGGUGCCCAUGACGAGAGAAAUUGCGCCGCCAAUUACGUCAUUCACCAGUGCACCAUCUCGAGACAACAGCUCAUUCAAUGUCGUAUCUUCCCCUCCAAAACAACCAUCGCCGCCAACAGUUGUACCAUCGGUGCCUUCCUCUUCUCAGCAUAUCACCAUGAUACCGAUAUCAGCAACGAAAGAGAAGAGUCCUUCUCCUCCGCAAGAGAAGGUUACUAUGCAGUUUUCUGAACCAGCGGAGAUCCAUCCGUCUUCCCGUUCAACAAGCAGGAUUCCGAAAUACGUGUCCAACUCAGUUUGCAGGGACCACGGUGAUGAGCCUGAUACGAAGCUUUUGACAACAAGUGAAACUUCCACGACAUCGAAAAGCCCUGUUCAAACGGAUUUGGAAACAGAUCUUGAGAAUGUCUCGCCAUCGUUGCUCACAUCCUCAUCUCCUACUAACAUGAAAACAAAGCCUAACACUGGUAUUCCGAAGCCUUCUAAAAUACGGCCUCCUACCGCUACCACUAAACUCAGAUCAACGGAGACUAACGGUGCACAGGAAGACUCUCGCAUAUCUAAAAUACCAAAAAUUUCGGACGGCUUGCGAACGACGACUAACGGGCAGUGCGCAUUUUCCGGAACCACGCACAUUCCUAUCAGGACUGGUUUUGACCGAACAUCACAGAGUCGGUUAAUCACUGAUUUGUAA
Molecule: messenger RNA, 1899 nt
Organism: Cooperia oncophora
Lineage: Eukaryota; Metazoa; Nematoda; Chromadorea; Rhabditida; Trichostrongylidae
Source: the annotation of a GenBank genome assembly